Tauraco erythrolophus (red-crested turaco) is the source of this 1064-nucleotide messenger RNA. NCBI's taxonomy places the organism in Eukaryota, Metazoa, Chordata, Aves, Musophagiformes, Musophagidae. The record is from RefSeq and is a predicted model, not a curated record.
UCUUUUUUGAUUCCUGAAUGCGGCAUGCUACCUGAAGUGCUGAAAAGUACCAUUGCGGAUAUUGGAGAGUACUACCUGGUGAGGAGUUUAUCGGUUCAUGAAUUGGUCGCUCAUGAUUUCAUUGAUGCUUUUGUGAAGAAAGGUUCAUGCUACGCACUUACCUAUAACACAAAAAUUGAUCAAGAUAAUACUGCAGCUCUGCUACCAAAUGGAAAACUAAUUCUGUCAGUGGAUAAAGACACUUACGAGGAACUUGGACUGCAAGGUCGCCCUUCUCAGUAUUCUGGCAAAAAAGUGAUGAGAUAUAUUAUAACUAUUGACUUGACUGAUUCCGGCUUUCACCCUGAUAGCAAGAAACAUAACAGAGUGCUUUGGGCCUUGAAAGAAAAGAAACCUUUGGAAUUUGACUUCCUGCUGGCUUGGGAUAAUACAGGUGCAGAGGGAUCCAUAUUGAUGUCGUACUUUUCAAAAAACCAAAUACAGGCCCUGAAGCCAAAAAUAACUUUCAGCACGUUAAGAGACUUGCAGUGUCCAGUGUUACAAAGCAAUGAACUACAAGGAAAGCCAGAGGAGUCCUGCAGUGCAGAGGAACUGUUUGAAUGGCUAGGCGCUGUCUUGAAUCAAGUUAGCUUAGACAACAAAUCAUCUAGCUUCUUAUCAACCUACUGCUGUCCUCAGCCCAACACAGUGGUGGAAAAAGCGUUUUUGUGCACAAUCACAGGCUUUAUAAUUCCUGAGACAAUAAUUCAGUUAUUGGAGCAGCUGUGUUGCUAUUUUGGUGAACCAAAACUGGCAUAUUGGCUGACCUUAACUGUGCAUGGCUUUGCAGACAGCCCUGUUUCCUGGAGAGAAAGUGAACAUGGUUUCCACAAGGGAGGAGAGAACUUGUACAACUUCGUCAUUUUUAGAAAUCUGGACUACUGGCUUCAAAUGGCUGUGGGAACUAAUGAUGAUUGUCCUCCAUAAAGUUACAUCUACAGAAGAAGUAUUUUAUAAUCUCAUGCUACUGUAUAGAAACCUGAUAAGGUAGUUUUUAUAAAAGUAAUUAGGUAACAAGUGAAGUA